Molecule: messenger RNA, 1717 nt
Organism: Oryza sativa Japonica Group (Japanese rice)
Lineage: Eukaryota; Viridiplantae; Streptophyta; Magnoliopsida; Poales; Poaceae
Source: RefSeq, a predicted model, not a curated record
AACCCCGUCAGACUGAAACCACGUGUGUCUCGCGAGAAUUGCUGGACCCGAAUGGGUGGGAGUUCCAGCUGUCACAGGUGCGGCUAUAUAAGCACCUAAGGGGUAAGGUGAAGGGUAUGAAAAUUGUAAUGACCAAAUUAUCUCCCUGAAUCUAAUACACCUUCUUCCUCCCCAAGAUAAUCUCCUCUGCUUCAGAGUUCUUCCUUCUUCUUCUCGUUCCUUCUCUCCAGCCUUCUCUCCCGAUCUCUUGGGUUCGUAACAACCUUGUUUUCUCUGAAGUUCUGUCUUCUGAGUAUUCUUAAUGAGUUUUGAUCAAGUGACAUUGGGAGCAAGAAGCUGUUUUUUGGCCGAUCGUUUUAUAACACGCCUGUGAUGUCUGAUGAUAUCAAGUUCGUCCUUAGUCUGCUGCUGCUAAGCAGCUUAAUGUUGUUCGUAGCUUCUGAUGACACCGAAUGCCUAAGGACUCUGCAGAAAUCACUGGUUGAUCCCCGUGGUGAACUCGAAUCCACUUGGAAUUUUUCUGGCAAUGGAUUCAACGGUUUCAUAUGCAGCUUUACUGGAGUAAACUGCUGGAAUCCCAGUGAUAGCACGGUUCGUUCUUUACAUCUCGUCAGUCUGGGACUUCAAGGCCAAUUUCCUGAAGGUCUUCAGGGCUGCAGUAUGAUAGAAGACUUGAAUUUGUCAGGUAACAGUUUUUCAGGACCCAUCCCUUCCGACAUCUCAUGGCGGCUUCCCUAUUUGAGAUAUCUGGACCUCUCGCACAACAGCUUUUCAGGUCAAAUCCCAACCAAUAUCACAGAAAUGACAAAACUGGAAUUUCUAAACCUGUCAAAUAAUGAUUUCUCAGGACCCAUCCCUUCUAAUAUCUCAUUGUUGGUUCCACAAUUAAGUUCCCUGGAUCUCUCGUACAACAGCUUUUCAGGUCCAAUUCCAGUGAGCAUCACAGACAUGGCAUACCUGAAAUUGAAAACACUGAACCUUCGGCACAACAAACUCAAUGGUGAAAUUCCAUGGCAAUUCUGUUCUCUCGCUCACUCGGUUUCGUUCAGUGUUGCAGAAAAUUUGUUUUCAGGGCUUGUUCCAUCUUGUUUCGAGAAUUUUACAGCUUCAAUCUUUGCUGGCAACCGAAGGCUUUGUGGUGCACCGUUGGGUAACUGCAGGUUGCGCAGAGUCAACGACGAGACUAGUAUCGGAGCAGCUGUCGGUUUCGUGGUUGGAUUCGUGUUGGCCUUCUACUUCCCGCACUGGUUCGUCUUCUCCACGAGUCUCCAUUCCUACAUCUUUCGGAUUUGAUCUUCUGGAACUUUUGUGUGGCGUUGUGGCAACCCGCCGUCAACUUCAGGUGGGCAAAUAAACAUGUGCAAAAAGAGCAAUUCUACGGUCCUUAAGGAUGUAUUAUGAGGUACCAAAAUUUUAGUGUAAAAUUUGGUACCUCAUGAUACCUCAUAGUACCUAGGUAUCAAGAGGUACCAAAUUUAUAAUAGAAAAAAUAGUAUCUCAUGGUACCUCCUCAAGAACCGUCAAAUUGCUCGUGCAAAAAUGCUUGUAUUUCCAUGAAGAUUAGUGUCAUUGUUAUGGGUAAUUUUACCAAUCUUAAAAAAAGUACCGGGAUGUAUCCACUUUCUAAUGUAAAAUUUGGUUCCUCGGGGUACCAAAAUUUUUAAUGUAAAAUCUUGAUACCUCCAGGUACUUUCUGAAGUACCGUAAAAUUUCUUCA